Molecule: messenger RNA, 1518 nt
Organism: Setaria italica (foxtail millet)
Lineage: Eukaryota; Viridiplantae; Streptophyta; Magnoliopsida; Poales; Poaceae
Exons: 2
Coding region: 273-1148 (291 amino acids)
Source: RefSeq, a predicted model, not a curated record
CCAUCCUCUCUCUUUCCCAGCCUCUGCUCCUAUCCAUUCGCCUCCCUCCUUCCUCUGCUCUGCCCCCGGCACCCCGCGCCGCUGUCUCCCACCCUGCUUGCUCCCUGUGAUUUCGCCCCCGUCAAGCCUCCACCGUCCUCGUCUUCCUCCCCGAUCUGCUGCCGCCGCCUUUGCGGAACCACGACCUUCACCGGCGCCCGUGGGGAAAGAGGAGCCGGCCACCACCACCAAGACAGAGCUAGCUGGUCACACUCAUUGGGAAACAGAUAUAUAUGGCUCUCAAGACUCUGCAACUUCCGUAUAAUUCAGCAAGGCCAAGCAGCUACAGCUUCAGUCCAUCCUCGCCUUGUUACCAGCCAAAGCUUCCACCAAGACUUGACACAAGGGCUGCCGUGACCGUGAAGAAGCACCAGAAGAGAACCACGUCAGUCCUGAAAUGCAAAGCCGAUCUGCACGGCUGCAUGGACGAGGUUGUUCAGAACCCCAAAGACCAGAUCACUGAAAUCCCAAUUGUUAUGUACCCAUCAGUUGUCUUCCCGGGUGCGACCCUUCAGCUGCAGGAGUUCGAGUUCAGGUACCGCAUCAUGAUGCACACCCUUCUUCAGCAAGGCCUCAAGUUUGGGGUCAUCUACUGCGGCAAGAACGGCAGGAUGGCAGAUGUUGGUUGCAUCGUCCAUGUCAUCGAGUGCGAGAGGCUCAUCGAUGACCGGUUCUUCCUCACCUGCGUAGGAAAAGACCGCUUCAGGGUCAUGGAGAUCGUCAGGACAAAGCCCUAUGUUGUUGCAAGGAUCCAGGUGCUGAACGAACAGCCCAGCUUAGAGCCCCAGGAUGACCUGGGGAGCCUCAUGCAGCAGGUGGAGCAGCACCUUGAGAAUGUGGCCAUGCUUUCAGACAAACUGAACCUGAAACUGAGGGGAGACCUUAAGGCCGAGCAACUCUGCAGGAUGCACUCUGCUGCCUCUUUCUCAUUCCUCAUCGCGCGAUUAUUUAUUGAUGAUCACUUGGAGCGGCAGACGCUGCUGCAGAUGAAUGACACCACCCAGAGGUUGGCACGGGAGGGGAUGUACCUGGAGCGCAGGAGCAAGUACCUGGCGGCCAUUGCAGCGAUUAAGGAUGCCUUUGAUCACCUGUCCUGCAAUGAGAAGUAGAAUCUACCUUCGCACUUUUGAAGUGUGAUAAUGCUACUAACUAGAUAUGCGGAGCAAUAAGCGAUCAGACUAUGUCAUGGUCAUAGGUUUCCUUUUAAUCUUGAAGCUUCUGCUACUUCUGUGUACAGUGUACAUUAGGAAAGGGGACCGCGCGCCCUUGUUGGCCCUACGUGUGGUCGUGCUGUGCUCUUAUUUGCUUGUUGGGCAUUGUGGUGUUUGCUCCAUGUUUAGUUUUUGUAUGAGAACCGGAAGUUCUGUGGCUCUACAUGUUUACCUUUUAAUCUGGGUAUGAGAACCGGAAGUGCAAAACUUGAAGUAGCAGGAUCAGUUCUGUGCUGAGGCAGGCUUUGUUCCGGCUGAGUUGAUGUUA